UUUAUGUGUGCAAACAAUUGGUGAUUUUAUUUAUAUAUUUUGAAGCCAAAAUGGACUUGCAGGCGUUAAUGCAGCAAAUGUACAGCGGUGCGACGGGGAUGCCGAUGAUGAUGCCCCCACCGCACCUGAACGGGUACGGAUACGGCAUGGCGGCCCUCCAGCAGCAGCCCUUUUGCCCGUUUCCCCUCAACGGAAACGGCGACCAGUUGGCCGAGGAACUGGAGGACGACGACGAGGAGGAGGACGAGGAGCAGCGCACGCUCUUCUGCGGCAAUCUCGACGAGCGCGUGACGGAGGAGAUCCUGUACGAGGUGUUCCUGCAGGCCGGUCCCAUCGAGGGAGUGCGCAUACCCACGGACAACAAGGGGCGGCAGCGGAACUUCGGAUUCGUGACCUACCAGCGCCUCUGCGCCGUGCCCUUUGCCCUGGAAUUGUACCAGGGCCUGGAACUGUUCCAGAAGAAGGUGAACAUCAAGCAGCAGGGCGCCGACAAGGCCAAGCAGCCACCUGCCUUCACCCAGAGUCGCCUGCGCAAUCCCUUCACGCUGGAGGGACCUCCGCAGGCGUCGCCUCCGCGCCACGCCCGCCACAGUUUGCACGGCGCCAAGCCCUACGACCGCCAUCCCUACGGGAACAACGGAGAUCAGAGGCGGCGCAGCGACAGUUCCGUCAUGGAACGCAACCGGCCGAGGACGCACCCACAGCAACAUCACCAGCACAUGCAAGGCGGUAACCGAAGGUCGGACCAGCGACACAACCAAAAACGUCGAUUGCUCUGA
Drosophila takahashii is the source of this 779-nucleotide messenger RNA. RefSeq names its product RNA-binding protein 7. Gene Ontology annotation, biological process: regulation of alternative mRNA splicing, via spliceosome. NCBI's taxonomy places the organism in Eukaryota, Metazoa, Arthropoda, Insecta, Diptera, Drosophilidae. Gene Ontology annotation, cellular component: nucleus. Gene Ontology annotation, molecular function: single-stranded RNA binding. The record is from RefSeq and is a predicted model, not a curated record.